UGAUUUGCAGAAUCCUUCAGCAAUAACGGGAACAAAGUUGCGUAAAUAUGUAGCAACUGUAUGUCAACUAUUUGACAUGUCAGAAAAUCAAUAUGACUGGUUAGCUCGUCACUUAGGUCAUGACAUCAAAGUACAUCGUGAUUUUUACAGAAUGCACGAAAGUGCGAUUGAACUCACCAAAGUAAGUCGAUUGCUUAUAGCUGUUGAUAAAGGUGAAGUGAACAAGUUUGCUGGAAAAUCUAUUGACGAAAUAGAAAUUAAAGAUCUGCCUACUUUAGAAGAAGAUGAGGAAGAAGAACCAGAAGCUGAACCGGAAGGUGAAGCAGGAAUUGAUGAUGAUGAAAAUGUUCAGACCAUUCACAAAACAAAAUGUAAGUGAUUAUUUGAACAAUCUUAAGUCAAAACUAAAAAAAAACAGUCAACAAUAUAUGUAAUAUUUCAGUUGUAAUCUGAGGUAACUGGGGCGUUGUAAAAACAUGCCAAAUUAAAAUGAGAAUACUAUUUUUUGCUAGCAAUAUAAUUUAUUAAUUUAUUGUUUAUUGAUUUUUUUAGUAACCAAAGCAAAAAAGUCCAAAAAGAUUUCCAGAGGUCCAGUUCCAUGGACGAAUCAAGAAAAGGAAGCCGUCUGCAAUUAUUUUAAACUUAAUAUUAAGAAGGGAAUUGUACCAAACAAAAAAGAAUGUGAGAAAUGCAUUGAGCUACAUCCCAUAUUAGUUGAAAGAUGUUGGUCAAAGAUUAAAUUUUGUGUUAAAAAUGAAAUUACUAAACUUAUGCGCAUUAAAAAUAGCAAAAAGUAACUAAUAAUGCUGGAUUUUUAGAUGUCCUAGCAGUUUUAUUUCAAGGUUUUACAUUAAUUUCUUGGUCCUAAUAAGACUAGAUUUAUUUGAAUUAUUCACCAAGCAUUUUUUAUGUUUCAAGUGUUAUUGAAUGCAUAAUCGUUAUUUUAAUUUACAUUUAAUUUUACAAUUUUUUAAUUUAGAUAUUUCAGUUUAUUUAAAGUAUUGUUCAGAAUUAACAACAAUAAUAUUUUAAUCCUAGUUUUGUAACUCAUCAAAUAAACAAAAAAAUUAAUGUAGAUCCUACCUAACUGUGACACUUUGUAAAACACUUAAUUCCUAGAAUAACUGUAUCUUACUCAUUUCUAGUAUAAACUACAUUGAUACCGAUACGUGCUUAAUAUAAAAUUUUUCUAAAUAUAUCUAGAUUUUUUCUUAAACAUGGCAACACUGCUUUCCAAACACAUUUAAUUUUUUAAUACUUAUGGCAACCUAUGUUACACACGAUCACAUAUCUAGAUACUUCUGGCAACUUUUUUACACACUAUCGGUUGAAGCAUAUUUGUGGUUCCGUUGCCACAAGUGAUAUAUAUGCAUAGCUUCGACAAAACGGAGUGUAAAUCAAUGGUUUCUAUACACAAAGAUUUCUCUUCGUCACGGUACUAUGUUUCUGACAUCUUCUCAAUUUAACCACAAUUGGGGCUUAUGCACACGUUGCCAUAAAUAUUGCACGGCGUGUGUGUGUGUGUGUGUGUGUGUGUGUGUGUGUGUGUGUGUGUGUGUGUGUGUGUGUGUGUGUGUGUGUGUGUGUGUGUGUGUGUGUGUGU
Diabrotica virgifera virgifera (western corn rootworm) is the source of this 1603-nucleotide messenger RNA. RefSeq lists its product as uncharacterized. The transcript has 2 exons. The coding region runs from base 77 to 379 and encodes 100 amino acids. The record is from RefSeq and is a predicted model, not a curated record. NCBI's taxonomy places the organism in Eukaryota, Metazoa, Arthropoda, Insecta, Coleoptera, Chrysomelidae.